CGUUUCUUGUCUGAUGGCGAUGGAGAGGCUUUGUCAAUGCCAAAGCAAGGAACAGACUGCAGUACAACACUGCUGCCGACAGGACGAGCAUAGCCACAAGCGGUCGAAGGCCUAGCUAGCAACUAGAGUAAAGAAUGGAUGCGAUAUAAGCUACUAGACUAGCUAGAGGUGAAUGGAUCAAGAGGUGGCACAAGAACCAUUAGCCCUGCAUCCGAUUGUCUUUCCUGAGGCAACUCGAUCCACUGUCGCACACUGCCUCUUGCCAACAGCUGUGGCUUUGUUAUCAUCAACAUCAUCAUCAUGGAAGGAUUAUCCCAACAACGUGAAUCCAGUGGGAGCCCUUCCAGGCUUUCACGGCGAAAGGAUUCGUCUUGUUCACCACUGGGAAGAAAAAUCCCACGCAGCCAGAGACUCUCUCAUGAGAAACUCCAAGGCAUUGCCAUUGUGUCCAGUGACAGUGCGUGUAAGAACAACGAUGAUGGAAAGCCCGCUUCUCCAGUGGCGGGGGUCUCAGCAAGGAAAACAAGGAGAAGAAUAAGCCACGAUCAGAGCAAUGUCAACGAUAACAAUUGCCCUGAAUCAACAAUCAACGGACCCAUUACCACAACAACCGUACCUUCCUACAGACAGUCUCCUUCCAAAUACAAGUACCACACUCCGACAAAGGCCAAAAAGAAAAAGCGAGGACGACUGCUGAGGCUAGUACAGGACGACGUCAUUGAUACUUUGACUAUGCGAGACGUACUUUGCAAAGGCGUACAGGAACCGGCUGACAUGGCUAGAUGCGGCCCCACUGCCGAUGAUAUCAGUACUGCCAGCACUUCGCGGUCGUCGGCUUCGGGAACCAAUCCACAGCAAUCCAGUGACUCGGCUUCCGUCAUCACUACAAUUGACUCGGACAAAGAACUAGAGCUAACUUCCAGACAGAUUCGUUUAGAGUUGAGACAGGCAGAAAUGCAAGAACUAUUGGAAGAGGCCGAACGGGCUGCAGCAUCAGGACAAAAGAGUUUCGCGGGGAGAACAUCCACCUUUGGAUAUGACGACCCGGAACUAGAAUUGCCGCCAGGAGGCUUCAAACCUAAAUCAACACCAAUCAGUCAACGGUUAGUACGACGAUCGCUUAACUUUGGGUCGCCUCUGGGCCGAAGAAUAUUGCCAGACAACGCAAGCAAUAAGAUAUCCGUCAAAGCCCUUCGAGACGUGGCAGAGGUGGUACCUACGUUCAAGGAUUUUCACAUGCAUCUACGAACACAUUUCUUGAGAAAGAAUGUGAGCGAAUCUUCUCUUUUCUUCAAAGAGAUUGCCCCUUCCGAUGACAUCAACAAGGACACAACGGUUGAGAGCGAGUCGGCGCCUGGCGUGAGAACUCAUGAAAACGAACAAACAUCCAUGCAACUGUGGAAUUCGUUUGCGAGCCUAUCGUCAUGGCAGUUAGCAACUCUCAAGACGACAAACGAAAACGACGACGCUGAACUCAAUAGUAGUCAGCAGCAGAAGCCUGCUGAUAGCGUUACAGAAAGCCCGUCAACCAAUCACCGUAGAGGCGACUCACCAAGCAGAGAGAUGUUUGGAGACUUGCUGGCGCAGCACAGGCAGACGAACGGUCAACAGCAUGGUGUGGACGUCCCUUCUGGCUUGGGGCUCCAUGCAGCACUCAAACUGCAACGGGAAGGUAGUUCAAACAGGAACAACACAACGCAUCGUAGAAGAGAUACCAGUAACCAUCAACCCGCUGGUGAGGUUCGUUCCUGUCCAACCACGCCGGAGCGUGGGCUUUCUGAUCCAACCGUCGUAGAUGCCGAUCCAAUACCGAGAGCAUUUUCUGAUUGUCAUCAGGCGGUAGACCGCAACGAUGAUGUUCCCGGAUCUCCAAGCUCCCCAAUUCUACUGGAUGAUCUCGAUAUAACGGAUGUGAGUUUCACGCCUAAUAACCAGGAACAAAAUCGAGUCUAUGACGGACCCAGCCCACCGCCAGGGUUGCCCUUGACGCCAAAAGAAAAUUUCCGAGAAGUGUUCAAUGCCACCUUUACAACACCAGAUGACGAGCGAGCUAGUAGAGGAGAACUCAUUGCAGCGCACCCGGCAAACAGAAGCAAUCUAGGACCCGAUUUUGUCACUCCGAUGCGACUUCGAGACAUUCGCGACGAAAAUCUCAGCGCUUGGCCCAGUGAAGCCUUCCUAUCCGACACGCCCUUGGCACGUAGCGGUAAGCAACGUGCCGGGCAACCAGUUCGCGAAGGAACUGAAAGGGUGAGCAUAAAUGCCAUCAAUCUGCAGCAUGUUGAGGAUACUGGAUUGCGAUUGGAAAAGCACGGCUCGCCGUUCCUGUUGAAUGGCAUGUACGGCAUGCACGGAACGAGUGACUCCGGCAUUUUGGAAAACACACCAUUUCGGAACGGGAAUCCUGACGCAUAUGCACGAAACUUGAUGCAGAGCCUGCAAGGCGAUUCGCCCAGGAGGAUGGAUGAUGCGAGAGAGGUUAUUGACGUCGAAGUCUUAAGGAAUGGUUGUGCCUCUGCUGAAGGCAUGUAUGAUGAUGCUGAAGGAAACGACAAAUCUUGCCUUCCACCCCUUCGUACUACGUUGUUCCCCUUGUUGGAUAAUUCAGAUAGGGGCGAAGCACGGCUCCCCCUCCGUUUGAACGAUCCAACAGAGAUCAUAUCGGUUGAAGAACACGAGCACCCAUCAACGGGCCAAGUUGUUGUGUUGACCGAAAUCGACAAUGUAAAAACAAGCCCUUGUAACAAUCAAGGAUCAGUUGCCGGCGAUUCCACAAUGGCAAACCAAUCGAAGGCUACGGCUGAUUUCCCAUGUGAAUGCAUCAUUUCACCAGCCUCCUCCUUGGAGAGCGAGGCAGACGACAAGGGUGGAAGAACUGGUGGCUGGAACCUGCUUGAGCAAGCGUCAGGGGAAUCAAAGCAUCAGUCUUUGCAAGCUGCUGUCGCGAUGUUCGCAAGGAUAUCCCCAAGUGGUCCACUCAACAACAGCAGCAACAGCGACAACGGCUUAUUGUCGUCCAAGGAGAACGAUGAGUUCAUGAGCAACUACUUGUACUGCAGCAAGACUUCCGAACCCUCCGACCCUUCGCCUCCAACAAGCACUCCAAUAUGCUCUGGGGCGGUGCCCUGCCAAGAAACGAGAAUGCCUUGUGGUGAAAUAGCUAUUGAUUCUUGUGUCGAUUCUUUUUUCGAUGCUGCCCUUAAGUUCUUGCCCAAGAAAUCACCUGAAGGGAGCAGGUUCCUGUCUUUAAGUCGUGACGACAAUAAUGUUGAGUCGAAGCGCAGUUCCUUCUCUUGGUAUGAUCUGGCUAAUGAGAGAUUUGACCUUUUGCUUGAGAGUAUCAUGGGAGGCGAGCACCGAAAAGGAGACCAAUGCCGGCUUUCCUUUCAAGCACCGACGUUGAAGGAGAGGAAAGCGCCUCCAUCGUCGGGUCUACAGUACGAGGAUGUUUCCGGUGAAUAUGACGAUGACCUGGGGGGAGUGAUUUUUGUCCGUCCAUCUACAUCCACCUCCUCACCGCCUAGGGCAACUGAAGAGCAGAGACGAUCGAGAAAUCCUAAAGCUACUUAAAACAGUAAUCCGUGAACGCAGGAUCAUUGAUCGCGCUAAUCUGUGUAUGCAUGGGUAUAGUACAUUCCAU
Molecule: messenger RNA, 3640 nt
Organism: Seminavis robusta
Lineage: Eukaryota; Bacillariophyta; Bacillariophyceae; Naviculales; Naviculaceae
Source: the annotation of a GenBank genome assembly